Molecule: messenger RNA, 2054 nt
Organism: Thalassophryne amazonica
Lineage: Eukaryota; Metazoa; Chordata; Actinopteri; Batrachoidiformes; Batrachoididae
Gene: aldocb
Product: aldolase C, fructose-bisphosphate, b
Exons: 9
Coding region: 122-1213 (363 amino acids)
Biological process (GO): glycolytic process; fructose 1,6-bisphosphate metabolic process
Cellular component (GO): cytosol
Molecular function (GO): fructose-bisphosphate aldolase activity
Source: RefSeq, a predicted model, not a curated record
CCUCCGGCUCGAGGUUUAAAGGCGUCACGUUGCGCUGCCGCAUUGAAACGGGAGACGGUUCGGCAUCCUUUUUGGUCAGUCCAGUUAUCUCGCGUCAGUCCGACAACUAUCAUCCGCCACAAUGACUCACCAGUAUCCUGCAUUGACUCCUGAGCAGAAGAAGGAGCUUCAAGACAUCGCUGAGAGAAUAGUAGCUCCAGGAAAAGGCAUCCUCGCUGCUGAUGAGUCCACUGGUAGCAUGGCUAAACGCUUCAACCCCAUUGGGGUUGAGAACACUGAAGAGAACAGGCGCCAGUACCGCCAGCUUCUCUUCACUGCUGAUAAACGCAUUGACAGUUGUAUCGGAGGGGUUAUCUUCUUUCAUGAAACCCUGUAUCAGUCAACAGAUGAUGGCAUUCCUUUCUCUAAACUUAUCAAAGACCGUGGCAUUGUCGUCGGAAUCAAGGUGGAUAAAGGUGUUGUGCCCCUUGCUGGAACAAAUGGCGAGACCACCACUCAAGGCUUGGAUGGGCUGUCUGAGCGCUGUGCACAGUACAAGAAGGAUGGUGCAGACUUUGCCAAGUGGCGUUGUGUGCUAAAGAUCAGUGCCACUACACCGUCUGAACUGGCUAUUUUUGAGAAUGCUAACGUGCUUGCACGAUAUGCUAGCAUCUGUCAGCAGAAUGGUAUUGUUCCUAUUGUGGAGCCUGAGAUUCUUCCUGAUGGGGGUCAUGAUUUGAAGCGCUGCCAGUAUGUCACUGAGAAGGUUCUAGCUGCAGUGUACAAGUCUCUGUCAGACCACCACGUGUACCUGGAAGGAACUCUGCUGAAACCAAACAUGGUCACAGCUGGACAUUCCUGCCCCAAUAAGUAUAGCAGUGAGGAAAUCGCCAUGGCUACUGUCACCGCUUUACGUCGCACUGUACCUCCUGCUGUAACAGGAGUGACAUUUUUGUCUGGUGGCCAGUCUGAAGAAGAGGCUAGUGUGAACCUUAAUGCCAUCAACAACUGCCCACUGGCCAAACCCUGGGCACUGACUUUCUCUUACGGCCGUGCACUGCAGGCCUCUGCCCUGAGUGCGUGGAGUGGAGUUGAGAACAACAAGAAGGCGGCCACCGAGGAGUUCAUCAAACGUGCCGAGGCAAAUGGUCUGGCUGCACUCGGAAAAUAUGAGUCUUCUGCAACUGGAGCUGCUGCAGCGCAGUCUCUCUAUGUGGCAAAUCAUGCCUACUGAACAUCCGUGUUACUUCUAUGUGCUACUGUGGCGUACUAACUCUCAUAAUCUGCUCAGCUAUUCCUCAGUCACCGGCCUGCGCUGUCUACUGUAUUUAGAGUUGUCAGAGUCAAAAUUACACUGAUAUAUGUAUUUAAAAAUUUAAUGUGAUACUAAAGUGAGCAGACUUAACCUUAUUUUUACCUGAUAAAUGCAGGAGAGAAUUGCUGAAGUUGUAAACUGAGUUAGCUAUUUCACAUAUUUUGACAGUAAAGUUAAUCAGUUAGUAUUUAAUCCAUGCCACUCACGAACUGUACCCGUCUCCACACAUGGUCCUUUCCCAAGCUACUUCUAAGCGGACCAGAUUAACAUGUAUUUGGCUUUUGUCAGUAUAGUGUUGGCUCAUCUUAAAAAUGCUACCCUAACAUGUUCCCUGACAGUGCGGUCAACAGUCUUGUAUUAUUAUGCCCAUAAUGGACGAAUCAUUCAAAAAAGGCUCCAGAGGUUAAAGUGUACUUGAAUUUUAAAAUUAACUUCAUCUUUGUGGCUCAAAUUCUUCCAGCUGAUGAGCAACAGUAAACCGCUAAGCACAGAAUACACUGUAAUAAUUCCAGCCUUCCUGUUUUAUGCUUCUAAUAAACAUAUCUGUUCUCUAUUGGCUUUAAAUUACACAAAUGUAGUUGUGUUAAGUGACAAUAUUACAUGAUGCUUGUAUAUCAUUCCCUUUUUUGCUGACUUUACAAUUAAACAGACCAAUGUGUGGCAGGAAAAUGUCACUGUGAUGUUUGUGAUGUUCGUUCUUGUUCUUGAAGCACUUUGUGUGUUAGUGGAGCUAAACUAACUAAUAAACAAGAUAUGGAUA